AUGGCAAUCGGCGAACCACUUCCGGACUCGUCAUCGAUGGUCAACAGCACGGGACGCGGCUUCUGUCCCGCGCUGAAGCGGUGGUUAGCGAUGAGUUUGGACCAAAACUACGACAAUUGUCUCAUCCGUUCCCACAGAACGACAUCCAGAAGUGACUUCAUCUUCUAUGCGGACCGACUCGUGAGUAAACUCUUGGAUCCGUUUGGUUGUGGAGGAAGGGCUGAAUCAGUUGCCAUCGAAGGCCAUCGACGUGCGGACGCCUACGGGUGCCAUAUAUCACAUCUGGAGUACAUCAAGAAGAGUAUCUGCGGCGUGAGUAUUGUCCGCAGCGGCGAAGCCAUGGAAAAGGGUUUAAGAGAUUGUUGUCAAUCGAUACGAAAGCCGUUUUAUGACUAGGUUAGCCUACUCAAGUGAGUGCUCCGCGCACAGCACAUGCGGUUGAUCCCCGAAGACCUACAGGAGCGCAAAGUGCUGCUCAUGUAUCCCAUUAUGAGCACCGGGAACACUGUGGUGAAGGCCGUCAAAGUGCUUAUGGAUCAGGGCGUCAAACCCAAGAGUAUUAUUCUGUUGAACCUCUUCUGCACACCUAAUGCCGUCGCAUCGGUGGCCAAAACUUUCCCAUUGAUGACGAUAUUGACCUCUGAAGUGAAUCCUGUGGCGCCCAACCAUUUCGGACAGAAAUACUUUGGAACUGAUUAGUGAUCAGUCAUUUAUGGCCAGAUUAUGGCUUAGAUUUUCGAGUUUUAUCAUAAUUUUUAUAUUUGUUUUGAAUGAAAAGUAUUACAAUUGAAAUAUAUUUACAUUUUACC
This is a messenger RNA of Oppiella nova, 809 nucleotides long. Lineage: Eukaryota; Metazoa; Arthropoda; Arachnida; Sarcoptiformes; Oppiidae. The record is from the annotation of a GenBank genome assembly.